UUCUUCCCAAAAUUAGUUGUGGCUUGGGGCCUGUGCGGCUUGACUUUUCGGCCAUGCCAUUCUUAUCUCUGGCGUCCAAGAAAGCCAGCCGUGGACUGGUGAUCCAUAGAAUGGUGAAACCAUCCUGUGGAGACCAGCCACCUUCAGAUGACGAUGAGGUGCAUCCAGAGUCAGACAGGAGUACAAGUGUCGCAUCAGCUUCUCAUCCAUCUUUGACGUCCUUGGAAGUGUCUAGGUUUGGCGCUGCAGAUUUGGGGCAGGGAGUGUGGUGGAUAUGCCUGCCAAACGAGGCUGCAGAUCCAACAGCUAUAGAGUCGUCCAUGUUGCCCGAAACGGUGGCAUCCAACACACAGGAUGCAAUGGAAGCUUUGAAGCAAUGCGCAGAAAAAGGAAGUGGAGAGAGCCGCAAUGCGUCUCUAUAUGCCAUGUAUCCAGAGGAGAUGGAGGAUUUGGGAAAACUGAAGUGGGAUGGAGAUGGCCACUAUGUUCUAGAACCAUUCCCCGGGGACCACCCGCCGACACUUGGUCAGAUUAUCUCCUGUUUGAAGAUGAUUGAUGUUGCGCUGUUGCAAUCCAAAACCGUCCUGCUUGUCACUUCGCAGAAGAGGCGGGCAGUGACUGCCACGCUGGCUGGAGCCCUGCUUGUGCUUGCACGAGGCUUCUCCCCUGAGGACGCCUGGGAGCACAUUCUUCCAGUCUACGGCACCCCCAGCAAGGUGUCCUGGGAUCGAUUCCCUCCGCCUUUCUCACAUUCAGGUGAGACGGGAGCCAGCUCCUUGACAGUGAUUGAUUGCCUCCAAGGCCUAGCCGUUGCUAGGGAGAAGAAUUGGUUGGAGGACUACCGUGUCUUCGACGUGGCUGCGUGGAAGUUCUUCCGUGAGAAGUUCGAUGCCUCGUGGCUGGUGCCAGGCGAGAUCCUCGCCAUGGCCAAUCCAUGGGGAACUUCUCAGAAUCCACGCUUCCCAGGGCUCUUGGGCCGAGGACCUAAAUUUGUGUCGCAACCUUCAACCACCAGCCUGUCUAGCUUGGUGAGGGACCCUUCAGGGUCGUCUCAAGGUGGCCUGAGCCUGGAGCAUUUCCAUUCGAUGCCUGAGCUCAAUCUCCAGGAGCUGGCCAAGGGAAUCAUCAAUGAUGAUGAUUCCGCAGGAGCUGAUUCAGAGAUUUGCGAUCCGGCACAAGCCAAGAAGGCAGCUGCAGUCGCAGGAUCUUGGAAAGUGCCUUUCUCAAGGUCUGAAGAAUAUGCUCGCCUGAAUCAAGACUCUUUUGUCUCUCUGCUGUUGCGCAAUCAUACUCACGAGGUUGCCAGGUUGAACUACGAUUUUGAGUGUCCAGAGCAGAAGGGAUACGAGAAGGCUUUCACGGAGAAUGGAAUCCGAGUGAAGAAGAUCCCCUUUACCGAUGGCAGCAUCCCUGGAAAGGAUGUGGUCAAAGAGUUCUUGAAGUCAAGUGGCAACGCCAUCAAACAGAACCGCACCAUCGCCCUUCAUUGCCAAGGGGGAAUGGGCAGGACUGGUGUGAUGGCAGGUGCUCAUGCAGCUGUACAUCAUCAAGUGGAUGGGAAAGCUUUUCAUGGUUGGGUACGCAUUUGUCGGCCUGGGACUGUUCAGACGGUUGUGCAAGAGGAAUUUCUCCGAAAGAUGGAACCCAAUGGAGUUUCUCGAUCCUCCAGUGUUAAAAACCUCAUGGAGAAGAUGCGCACGAGGUUUUCCAGCGUUUGAUCAUUUGAUCCAAGACGGAGCCUGCCAGCUGUGGAGCAGCGGGUAGAGUCGAAAGGCGUGAGACAUCUGGCUACGCACAUCAAGCUGUGCACCACUGUCACCGGUUCCAAGAGGUUUGCCUCAGGCUGCCGAUAAUUUCAAUAGUUAUGUUUCGUGCCACUGAGGUUCUGAGAAACAAGGCGACACAUUCCUUG
Messenger RNA from Cladocopium goreaui, 1912 nucleotides. Lineage: Eukaryota; Dinophyceae; Suessiales; Symbiodiniaceae. The record is from the annotation of a GenBank genome assembly.